Eupeodes corollae is the source of this 1226-nucleotide messenger RNA. Its product is annotated as myb/SANT-like DNA-binding domain-containing protein 3. The record is from RefSeq and is a predicted model, not a curated record. The transcript is spliced from 2 exons. Bases 248 to 1219 code for a protein of 323 amino acids. Lineage: Eukaryota; Metazoa; Arthropoda; Insecta; Diptera; Syrphidae.
UAGUGUUUCUGUUGAGUUAAAACCGCCUUUAAGUAUUAGAAACAUUUAAAUACACUCCAUUAAAUUUUCAUUUAAUUUGCUUUUCGUUAUGAAGUCGGUCGCAAAAAUUGAUGAAAACUUUUUAUUGAAACAAUUUAUUUAUUGCAAAAUCCUUGAUGAUAAACUUUUAAACUAAUUUGUGUAUAGUUGUAAAAUUGUCCUAAAUUUGUGUGUAAUUAUUUUGUGUGAAAUUAUUAAAAAGUUUAAAAUGUUAAAAAAACGUAUGCGUUCAUCUAAUUUCAACGGGCAUGAAGAAGACACCCUUAUUAAGUGCAUUUUGCGACAUGCCUCAGUUAUUGAAAAUAAAAGAACAGACGCAUACACUUUGAGAGAGAAAAAACGCGCCUGGCAAGAAGUCGGACAUGAAUUUAAUUCGUUAUGUACAAAUGAGUCUCGUAAUGUCCAAGCUCUAAAGGAUAAAUACACAAAUUUGAAAACAUUACUGCGUAAACAACUUGCGACUGACAGAACAUACCGCAAUUCCACAGGCAAUAUCAGAGAUGUACCAGAAUGGCGUCCAAGAAGCGCAGUAAUGGCUCAAUUGGCCACUUUUUUAUCAUCUCCAAAACCUGAUGCAUCGCCACCUAUUGGCAAUGAUUAUGAUCAUUUUGAAUGCAAUGAUUCACAUGAUGCCAUAUUGCCAUCUGUUGAAUCCGCUUAUACAAUUGAGUCCGAUGAUGGAGAAAAACCUCUCGAUUCCAUUAAUCUCCAAACUGUUGAGAUCCUACCCAACAACAACAACGAUGACGACGACGACGAAGACGAUGAUGAUGGUGACAAUAAAGAAGCUAUUUUCCCUUUAAAAAUAACACAAACUUCAUCAAUCAAAUCUUUUCCAAAAUAUUCACCAACAAGGAUACGUAAACCAAAUAGAUUAAAACAACGGCGUGUUAUGUCAAAUGUAUCGUCAUCUUCACAGAACAAUAAAGUGGAAAAUUCAUUACAAAGUUUGAAAAAGCAAAUGUUGCAAAGGACAUUGGAAAUGCGUGAAAUCGAACAUCAACAGCGUUUGGAUCGACAGCAGAGAGAACACGAAGCACGGAUGACUUUGUUAGAAGUCCAAAGAAUGGAUAUUGAAACUAGAAUUCAGUUGCGGCAGUUGAAAAUUGCUAAAUUUGCUAACAAAAAUAAUACAAAUAAUAAUAAUAAUAAUAUUAAAACUGAAAUUGAUUAUGAAUAAAUAUUAU